This is a messenger RNA of Anopheles darlingi, 2496 nucleotides long. It is a transcript of the gene Sin1, whose product is annotated as stress-activated map kinase-interacting protein 1. NCBI's taxonomy places the organism in Eukaryota, Metazoa, Arthropoda, Insecta, Diptera, Culicidae. Gene Ontology annotation, cellular component: cytoplasm; plasma membrane; TORC2 complex. The transcript has 2 exons. The record is from RefSeq and is a predicted model, not a curated record. Gene Ontology annotation, molecular function: phosphatidylinositol-4,5-bisphosphate binding. Gene Ontology annotation, biological process: TORC2 signaling. The coding region runs from base 498 to 2144 and encodes 548 amino acids.
UGUAAGCAAAAACGCGAAAAAGGAAUUCCCGGCUAAAAACACUUUCCUGCUUUGGUAUCGCCACUGCUUCCUGUUUGCGACUCCUCGAUCAUUCCGGGCAAUGAACUUGCUGCACCAUUAGUACUACUGCUGAUACUACAAUCCAUUGUAAGCCGUGUUCCCGAUUCCGAGUGCGCUUGCUGGCCCAAACAAACCGACUUGCCGUCGAAAAUCAGGUCUGGCAAAGAUAGCUCUCCGGAGAAAAGUGUCCACUCGUUUACACUCUGGCCACGUUAGCGCAAUUAAAACACCGGCGUAAUGCAGCAGUCAGCGAUCGAUAAACGACAGAAGCACGAACGGAACUUCUGCCAUCCAUGAUGAAGGAAACGAAGCUUUGAUAAACUCAAGGACAAGCCGCUUCGAUCGCAUGCCGCAGUCGUUUUUGGAUUCAACCUGUCUUCCAACGCCGACGAUUGUUUGGCCCGUGUGCGCUAUUCAUCCAGUGCGCUGCAAACAGGAUGGCCACCUACAACAAUGUCCACUGGUUGCUGUCGCACAUACGCAACUCCUUCAUCUCGACGGACGAUACCGGCGUCAGCGAGACGGUAAUGGUAACGGAGGACCUUCCGCAGCAGUACGCUGCCCGGCAGCGUCAAACCCUGCAACUAAUGAAAGAGGAGGGUGACGCUUACCAGCCACAAUUCGAUCGAAUCCCAUCGGAAGCCAUGACGCCCCCGGAUGGAACCGAGGAGAUGGAUGCACGGUUUGGCGUUGAUUAUCAGUACUUUUACUGUUACCCGGGACUGGACGAUACGGAUGAAGAGGACGGGGACGCAUUGUCACAAUCGUACGACAUCCAGAUGGACCAAGACGGUGGCUUUCAUCGGACACGUUCAAACACGGCACAGAAACUGGAGAAGCUGGAAAAGGCACGGCAGAAGGCCGCACUCGUCAAGUCCGUAAAGCCCGUGGACCAUUUGCCGCGGCCGACGGAGGAGGAACUGAAGGAGGACGAUUAUUUCUUCUGUCGUAGAACAGUACCGAAGGUGUUGGCGCAGGCCCCUUCCAGUUCGUUGCUCAGUGAACAGCUUAGGGCACACCCGACACUGCCACGGAAUAAGUUCCUCGAGUACGCCAAGUUCGAUGGUACCGGCCACAUCGAGAUGCCUACACGUACGUUCAAGAUAUUUCUCACCAUUCUACCGGAGGAGCAGCGUGCCUUUCCGAUACCAGUCUGCGUACAGGGUGCGGCUAAGAUACAGGAAUUUGUGGGGCUGAUCUGUUACAAAUGCAGCAUAGCACAUCCGGAGCACGAACUGCGCUCCGUGAGCCACUACGGGCUGUACAUGACAGAGGAGGACGGCGAGGUAGACACGGAUUUCCCAGCGCUCGAUAUGAACGAACCGUGCUCAAAGUUUCGCUUCACACACCUUGCACUGGCGGAGCGACGGCUUGCGAGUAGCGCCAGUCAGCAAACGUAUCCCAUUCAAUCCACCGUCGGACCAGCAAACGAAUCAUUUCGAAUCGAACCGUUCGAUGUAGACACGAAACGAACCAGCCUUUCUAGGAGCAAACCAAUGGGAAAACACGAAACAUCAAGUUUACCCGCACCACUGCGAUCACUAGAAACGGCAACGCGCUCGUUAUCACUUUCGAGCGCCAAUCGCGUCAGCAUCCAGCAACAGGAGGAUCUUGAUCGUAUCAAGCUGCGAAGUCACACUUCAAAAAUCGAGGCCCCACUGUACCGGUCAUUUCAGGUGCAUGUGCUGCAAAAAUCGCGCCUCAAGACCCCCGUACAGCUCGGCAUAUCGAGCGAUCGAUUCGAGAUCGAUCCCGUGCCGCAACGGGCAAGCAAAUUUUGGAAUCGACAGAAAUCUGCCAAUCACCCGAUGGAUGCUGUGGCUGCCUGCUCGAUCAUUGAGCAAAAGGCAGCCAAAGCGAUCGUACGGCUUGUGUACAGUGCAUCAAAUAUGGCAGUGCUCGCCAGCAGCGAAGGAAGGAUGGAGGCACCAGUUAGCUUCAAGCAUUAUGACAUCGAAACCGACCGCAAUACUGCGGAAACGAUUGUCGAGAAAGUGAACAACAUCCUCGAGGUACGGCUUAGCCCAGUUAGAAGAGAGUAUAUGCGACGCCGUGGGACACUUAAAUCGCCCAACAGUGCGUAGCAGCAGUAGAAGGGCUAGGCGCCCGACGAAGGUAGUAGUAACGAACAAGCAAAUCAAGGAAUUUAAGCUCCACAACUGCCAUUACACAUAUGUACCCGUUCAACAAACACACACACAGACACACACUAUCACCACUCACAUCAUGAACAAUAGGAAACGAAGAGCAACUAUUUAUUUUAAUCCAUUCCCACCAGAAAGGCAAUCCGUCGGCCGCCUCUCGGGCAGCUCGGGAUGAAUCAGUGACGGCGACGACUACGACAAGGAUUAGCUAGCAUUAAGACUACUCGAGAUGGCGAUUAUUAAGGUUUAAUAUUUAUUUUCAUAACAACAUCAACAAAACCUGCAUCAUCCA